CCCCCGCCACCGCACAUGCCCAGAAGGGCGGGAGCCGCGGCGAGCCAGGGCGCUGCUGUGACAGCGGCGGCGCUUUCCCUUCCGUGGGUGGGUGGGGGCCGCGCCGCGCCCCCCGGCCCGGCCUGGCCCGGCCCGGCGGAAACACUGCGCCGGCCGCCUGCUCGCCCAGUGCCUUCCCCGCCGCGCCCCGAGCCCGCUGCCGCCGCGGGGCGGGAGGCGGCCAUGUCGCUAUUGUCUGCGCUGGUGCCCUUGCUCCGGGUGUACUGCAUCGGCCUCCGCGUCAUCCUGCACCAGCUGCGCCGCCGCUUCCAGCCGCGGUGCGCCCCGGCCUCAGCUUUCCCUACACAAAAUGGAAAGGUUGCUAUAGUGACUGGAGGCACUAAAGGAAUUGGUUACCAAACUGUGAAGCAUUUGGCAAGACUUGGCAUGCAUGUGAUAAUAGCUGGAAACAGUGAAAGUGAUGGCCAAGAAGCGGUGAGAAAAAUAAAAGAAGAAACUUUGACUGGAAAAGUGGAGUUUUUAUACUGUGAUUUGGCUUCCAUGAAGUCUAUACGGCAAUUUGUGCAGCAGUUUAGAGCAAGGAAUUGUCCACUCCAUGUCCUGGUGAAUAAUGCUGGGGUGAUGCUGGUCCCUGAAAGGAAGACGGAGGAUGGGUUUGAGGAGCACUUCGGCUUGAACUACUUGGGACACUUCCUGUUGACAAACCUCCUCUUGGAUACGCUGAAGCAAUCAGGAACGCACAGUCACAACGCUAGGAUCAUCACUGUCUCAUCAGCCACCCAUUAUGUAGGCAAAUUGCACCUAAACGACUUACAAAGCAGAUGUUCGUAUUCACCCCAUGGAGCCUAUGCCCAAAGCAAACUUGCCCUUGUGUUAUUUACCUAUCGACUACAGCAUCUUCUGACUGCAAAUGGAAGCCAUGUGACUGCUAAUGUAGUAGACCCUGGAGUAGUGAAUACUGAGCUCUACAAGCAUGUCUUUUGGGUUGUGAAAGUGGUCAAAUGGAUGACAGCCUGGCUAUUUUUCAAGGGCAUUGUAAUUGUUCUGCUGUAUCAGGACAAGAGUGCAAUAAGAAGGACGUAUUUGUCACUGACCCCAGAGGAAGGAGCUUCUACAACCAUCUAUGCAGCAGUAUCACCCGAGGUGGAAGGAGCUGGAGGCUGCUACUUUUACAACGAGGAAAGGACAAAAUCGGCUGACGUAGCAUAUGAUGAGGAGCUGCAGAGAAGGCUCUGGACAGAAAGCUGCAAGAUGGUUGGGAUUUCUGAUGAAGCCAGCAGGCUUCCUUAGAAGAAGCCGCUUUCAGCUGGGUAAAUUAAAUGCAUUGAAAAGCAUCUUAGGUGAAUUCUUGCAGCAUCAGUCAUCAUCCUGGAAAUCACUGUUCAGUCCCAAAGGCAAACGUGAACAGCUCUGUUCUUCACUUGAAUCCCUAAUCUGAUAGGGUGUGGGGGGAAUAUUCCCACAGAAAGGUGUAGUGGUUGGUUUUAAAUCUAACCAUCAGUUUUGUAAAUCAUUCUGUUUCAGUCCGUGAUUAAAAUACAAUCUUUAAACAUGUGCA
Haemorhous mexicanus (house finch) is the source of this 1558-nucleotide messenger RNA. It is a transcript of the gene DHRSX, whose product is annotated as dehydrogenase/reductase X-linked. The record is from RefSeq and is a predicted model, not a curated record. NCBI's taxonomy places the organism in Eukaryota, Metazoa, Chordata, Aves, Passeriformes, Fringillidae. The transcript is spliced from 8 exons. Bases 16 to 1290 code for a protein of 424 amino acids.